AUGAAAGUGUUCACUAGUGCAACCGCAUUACUGCUGUCUUCGAUCGCCCACACUGCCUCUGCAGGCUUCGUGACGACAUCUGGCUCUGCAUUUGAGCUAGAAGGCAACCCGUUCUACUUUCUUGGUACAAACGCGUACUGGGCCUCUGAGAUCACUUGGAGUAAAGAGGACCUGGCUACGAUUUUCAAUACCAUGGCCGAGAACGAUCUGACCGUGUGUCGAACAUGGGGCUUUGCUGACCUCAACAAAACGGGCACAGCGCCGUACAACAUUGUGUACCAGUUAUGGGAGGGUGGUAAAGCCACCGUGAACACCGGUGACAAUGGUCUUGGCUACUUUGACCAAGUGGUUGCAGCGGCCAAAGCUGCAGGGGUGAAGCUCGUCGUGCCGUUCGUGAACAACUGGUCCGACUACGGUGGCAUCGACGUUUAUGUGAGAGAGCUCGGAGGCAAAUUCCACGACGACUUUUACACGGACGAGAAGAUCAAGACGGCGUACAAGAACUUUGUCAAGACGUUCGUUAAGCGCUAUGCGGAUGAAGAGACGAUUAUGGCGUGGCAGCUAUGCAACGAGUGCCGUUGCGCUGGAUCCGGUGAAUUCAAGGAGUCGGGCUCCUGCAACAGCACGACGCUGACGAGCUGGAUAACUGAAAUGUCGACGUACAUCAAGACGCUGGACUCGAACCACCUUGUCUCGUCAGGAAGUGAGGGAUUCAUGAACACGGACAAAAGCAUCUACCUGUACUCCGGUCCAUCGGGCGUCGACUUCGACGCCAACAUUGCGAUUAAAAGCAUCGAUUACGGUACUUACCACGCCUACCCGGACUCGUGGGGUGUGGAACCUGCAAAGGCAGAGUCGUGGGGUGUCCAGUGGAUCAAAGACCACGUGUCUUCUGCCGAGAAAGUUGGCAAGCCAAUUGUCCUGGAGGAAUUCGGCAUGAAGUCUCUUGAUCCGAAGUCCUACUUGGCGUGGAGCGAUGAAGUGUACUCUAGCAAGUCGAAUAUGCAGUACUGGCAAUUUGGCGUCAAGUCGCUGAAGACGGACGACGAUGGGUACGCGAUCUUCGUCGGAGACAACCUCUUUUCUAAGGCUAUCGGGCCCACUGCAUCGAAGUUUGCGUCUCUCAGUAAAUCGUCGACAUCGAAGUCGAAGUCAUCGGCCACCAAGAAGCUGUCUAGCAAGGCCUUGAGCUCAGCCUCGAGUGAUUCCGAACAGUCGACGGGCUCAGAAUCGGAUGACACCGGAGAUCUUGCGGACUUGCCAUCGGAAUCGGUAUCUUCGGGUACUACCUCGCAGCCAAGCCCGGCUACCGACGCUUUGACAGAAACGGAGAGUGAGGAUGAAACCGACAGUGCCGAGGUUGCUCUAGCUACUGUGCCUGCUGUUGCUGCGACUUCAACAACGGCACAAGGCACAAAAUGUUCCGUUCGCCGCACUUAG
This is a messenger RNA of Peronospora matthiolae, 1440 nucleotides long. The record is from the annotation of a GenBank genome assembly. NCBI's taxonomy places the organism in Eukaryota, Oomycota, Peronosporomycetes, Peronosporales, Peronosporaceae.